Messenger RNA from Fulvia fulva, 2742 nucleotides. Its product is annotated as Phosphatidate phosphatase APP1. The record is from RefSeq and is a predicted model, not a curated record. Gene Ontology annotation, cellular component: actin cortical patch. NCBI's taxonomy places the organism in Eukaryota, Fungi, Ascomycota, Dothideomycetes, Mycosphaerellales, Mycosphaerellaceae. Gene Ontology annotation, molecular function: phosphatidate phosphatase activity. The transcript has 2 exons. The coding region runs from base 1 to 2742 and encodes 913 amino acids.
AUGGCCUAUACUGGAGCCGACAGCGGACUUAGCUAUGGCGAAUACUCAGGAGGGAGGGAGCCGGGCACAAGGAGGAAGAAGCUAGCGGGAUACUUGAAGACUGCCAACGAACUGCGGCAGAGCUACUUUAGUGGUGACACAGUCCGUGGAUCCCAUGGCCCUGAAGAUGGUCCCGGUGCUUUUCCAGACGUCGCAGUGGUGCGUAGCGGCAAUGAAGAGAUGAUUCUGUUCCCAAGCUAUGCCCGCAGACAUGUCAAAAGUAAGCAACCAACAGCUACUACACCCGGCCGAGAGUUGAGUGAAGAAGAGUUCUGGCGUCGCGAGUGGGAGAAGCAAGAAGAUGUGAAUGCCAUAGUCGACGUGGAUGUGCGUGGCUGGAUCUACACCCCACCGAAGGGCCAGCAUACGCGGAAACAAAGACUAUUGAUUGGUCUUGCCAGGCAACUCUCGGGAAUCUCAGCGCCCACCUCCAAUGGUAGACCAGGAGAAUCGAGCCAGGCCAGUGCAACACCAAGCCGUGCUUCUAGCCCGACGAAGCAACAAGAUGAAGAUCUUAUCAAUCUCGAAGCUGCAAACAUCAUCCGUACGGGUCAACAAGAGGAGCAGUAUGCAAGUCGCGGCGCAUUUUCCGAGAGACCCAGUCAGCCAAAAGAUACCGACAGCAUCUAUGGAGACGCGCAGUCAGACUAUAUUAUGCCACGUGGUCGGCCAGGAACCAUUGGCAGUGCCACUUCACAGGACUCGGACCAAGCGGGCAUUGCGUCGAUGCAGAAGCGAACAUCUUGGCAAGCGCCUGGUAAGAUGACUUCUGCUGAGCUCGCUGUUGCCAAUACCCAUCUUAUGACGCGGCUCAAACCGUUCAUGGCGAACCCCUUGGCGAACGCACCAAUCAGUGCCUUCUUCUACAAUGAACAGGCAUCGCGCCAGUUGACCGUCUACACAGAUGCGUCUGGUCAUUUUACCUUUCGAGCAGCGCUUGACUUCAUCCCGACUCAUGUACGAGUCUUGGCUGGAGAGAAGCUGUCGGCUACCGAAGAAGUCGCGGUCACCUCCCCUACAGGUGUGAGCUUGAUCAGCGACAUCGACGACACGAUCAAGCACUCCGCCAUAAGCGCCGGGGCGAGAGAGAUCUUUCGAAAUGCCUUCAUCCGUGAACUCGGCGACCUCACCAUCGAGGGCGUCCGAGAGUGGUACAAUACUCUGCACGAUAUGGGCGUCAAGUUGCACUACGUUUCGAAUUCACCAUGGCAGAUGUACCCAGUCUUGACAAGUUAUUUCAAGCUGGCGAAUCUACCACAAGGUUCGUUCCACCUCAAGCAAUACAGUGGCAUGCUUCAAGGCAUAUUCGAGCCCGUCGCAGAACGCAAGAAGUCGUCUCUCGAGAAGAUAAUGCGCGACUUUCCAGAUAGGAAAUUCGUUCUGGUCGGCGACAGCGGCGAGGCUGAUCUCGAGGUAUACCUAGAAACUGCAUUGGAUCAUCCAGGCAGAGUACUGGGCAUAUUCAUCCGAGACGUGACGACUACGCCUUCGAAAACCGGGUAUUUCGACCCUAAUGACAGCAGUCCAGGUGGUAGCAAGCGUCAUUCACGCAACCACUCUCGACAUCAAAGUGGCGAUUCAUUGGCUAUGUCCAAACGGCUUUCGCGUCCCCAGGACAUUCGCAACGAUGAUCCGGAGUUGGAGGCGGCCAUCGCUGCAUCCCUGGAGGAUAUGGAGGAGCAAGCUCGCCACGCUAGACGUUCGAUCAACCCAGAUGCAUUUUCCAACGAUUCACUGCAAUCUAGAAGGGGUAGUCAAGGUAGAACCGGCCCAAGAUUGCCGGCCCGUCAGGCAGCGCAGCCAGCCGAGGGCGACUUGAUCGACUUCUCGGAAACUGCCCCGUCCAGUUCAUGGCUAGCUCCGCCAUCACGCACAUCAUCGGCCCGCCAUGAUCUAGAUGAGCUUGUCGCGAGAAAGAAGCCCUCACCCUCGCCGCCACCGCCCCCGAAGCCGCAAGGUCUUCGAGGACACCCUGGUCCUCCCGAUCCAGCUAUCUCGGCCAUUGACCAUGCUGAGAAGACGCCCCCUCCACGUCCUAGAAAACCGUCGAGCGCAGUGAGGCCAAGUAACGUCCCACAAAUACAGACCCAUCAACCAUCGCCAUUGUCUCAAGUCACGAGACAAGAAUCAACAAGGAAACCGCCUCCGCCUCUUCCAACGAGGCCCAGGACUUACCGGGAGAUGGCCAAAGACACGUUAUCGAAAGCUCGUCCAUCGUACGGAACGCAGUGGCAAGGCGAUUCGUCCUUUGGGCAGAGCGCAUCACGCAAAUCUUCUCGUAGUCGCAGUCAGCCAACAUCUCCAUUGGCUCGACCAAUGAGUUCUGUCAAGUCAUUCGAGGACCUCAAUCUGCCGUCAUCAGCCAUGAAUCAUGCCCCUCCUCCGCCUCCGCCGCGACGCAAUGUUACGUCCUACUCUCUGACGCAAGCUCGGCAAGCAUCGUCUAACAGGCGAUCUGCUACAUACGAUGAUGAUAGCCUUCCAGGGAGUCCCGGAGAGAGCGUGAGCAAGAAGGAGUUCUUGUGGAAGCAGCGCCUCGACAGGGCGAGAAGUAUUCUCGAGCGCAAUGGCGUCACCCUUCGGACUUGGCGAGUCGGCAGUGACGUUGCAGACUUCUGUGUACGAUUGAUUGAAAUGGAACUGCGGAAGAUUGAGCGCGAGCACAACUCGGAGAAAGAUGGCAACCACAGCGAGAAGAGAUGA